This is a messenger RNA of Ylistrum balloti, 873 nucleotides long. Its product is annotated as serine/threonine-protein kinase Nek5-like. The coding region runs from base 1 to 873 and encodes 290 amino acids. NCBI's taxonomy places the organism in Eukaryota, Metazoa, Mollusca, Bivalvia, Pectinida, Pectinidae. The transcript has a single exon. Gene Ontology annotation, molecular function: protein serine/threonine kinase activity; ATP binding. Gene Ontology annotation, biological process: protein phosphorylation. The record is from RefSeq and is a predicted model, not a curated record.
AUGGAUAUCAUUAAAUUUGGCGGUUUAUCAAUAUCAAAUGUGGUUGCUAACAAGAGUCUUCAUCUUUAUGACAAUUACGAUUUGAUAAUGCCGCAUUUUGUCAAUCAGCGCCAUAUUGAUUACAAUAUCGGCGAAGAAAAUGGACUUCCGGUGCACGUGGGCCAUGGAUCGUUUGGUGAUGUGUUCCGGAUCCGGUUCACGGAUGGACGGUGUUCAGACACGAAAAUAUGUAUCAAAGAAUUCACAGAGAAGCAUGGAUCCAAAACAGAGGCAAUUGAAGAGGCAAGAAAAUUGUUAUAUCUUUCCGACACCGGAUAUGUACCGGUAUGUUUUGGACUUGUAGAAUUCACAAACCAGGCAAGAAACCAAGACAGCUUUGGUAUUAUUCAAGAAUUUAUCGGUGAAGGACAGACUCUUCAUAGAUUUUUGCGCCAAAGUAAAAACAAAAUAAGCAAAGCUGAUUGGAUCAGCAUAGCGUUUCAACUGGCACGUGGACUUGACAAAUUCCAUGACAAACGCAUACUUGUCAACGAUAUCAAGGCAAACAAUAUUGUUAUGUAUACCCGUAAGCAAGGUCAAAGAUUAAAAUACAUAGACUUUGGACUAGCUUCUUACCGUUCUGGGCGCGCCUUUCAUCCCCCAUCAGAAAAACUGGCGCGUUUGCGCCAUUUGGCACCGGAAGUUCGAAAGGGGUUUCGAACAAACGAAACAACAGAUGUCUAUAGUCUAGGCUGCCUUUUGAGACAGAUCAACGUGUACGGAAAUAUCAAAGAUCUCCUGCUCAUCAGUCAUAUGUGCACACGAGAUGCGCCAAAGAUGAGACUUUCGGCACAUGCUACUAGACUCCUGAUUGAAAACAUAGUAGAUGAGUGA